Molecule: messenger RNA, 1002 nt
Organism: Exophiala aquamarina CBS 119918
Lineage: Eukaryota; Fungi; Ascomycota; Eurotiomycetes; Chaetothyriales; Herpotrichiellaceae
Product: aldose 1-epimerase
Exons: 2
Coding region: 1-1002 (333 amino acids)
Biological process (GO): beta-D-galactose catabolic process via UDP-galactose, Leloir pathway; glucose metabolic process
Molecular function (GO): aldose 1-epimerase activity; carbohydrate binding
Source: RefSeq, a predicted model, not a curated record
AUGGCUUCAGAAUCCGGAGUGGCUUUCUUGCCCACAGGCGCGCUCAUUCAGGAGCUCAAGGUCGCGGGGCAUAACAUCGUGUUGGGAUAUUCCAGCGUGGAGCCCUAUGCCGAGGCGCCGUUCUUUGGUGAGACCAUCGGACGGGUUGCAAAUCGGAUAAAGGAAGCGCAGAUCGAUCAUCUCAAUGGCAAGUCUUACAAGUUGGCUGCUAACAAUGGACCCAAUCAUUUGCACGGUGGGUUGCAAGGCUGGGGGAAGAAGGUGUUCACUGGGCCCAAGCCCCUAAAUCGCAAUGGAAAGGAGAGCCUCCUGUUCACUUACGUGUCUCCUGAUGGAGAAGAGGGGUAUCCAGGCACUGUCGAACUUAGGGUGUGGUACACUGCGUAUGAAGAGGCACAAGACACAGGAGGCCCCAGAUUAGUUCUCGAGACUGAAUAUGAGGUAGAGCUGAUUGGGUCCGAAGUUGACCAGACCGUCAUCAACGUAACGAAUCAUAGUUACUUCAACAUUAGUGGAGGUCCCACUAUCGACGGAACAGAGGUCACACUGGCAUCGACAAAGUAUCUGGAAGUGGCCGACGCACAGCUCAUCCCCACAGGGAGAAUUGAGGAUUUCCCAGGCGUCGAGGCCAACAAAGCGAUUGUCCUAGGCGCGAAAGAACCUGUAUUCGAUCAUGCGUUCAUUGUCGACUCCGACGCUUCUAAUGUUCCCCUCGACACACGAAAUGGCCCUCUUCGAAAAUUGGCCGGUUUCUCGCACCCCACGACGCAGCUUCACAUUGACUUCUUCAGUACGGAGCCGGCGUUCCAAUUCUACACUGGUGAGCACAUCGACGCAGCGGCUCAUGGAGACACUCCAGCAAGAGGGGCACGUGCGGGAUUUUGCAUUGAGCCUAGUCGCUAUAUCAAUGCCAUCAACGAGCCUGGGUGGAGAAAUCAAGUUCUCCUAAAGCGUGGCGACGUUUGGGGCGCGAAGACCGUGUACAAGGCUUGGAAAUCAUAA